GCCCCUUCCUCGGUUGCUCCAAGGGAACAGCCAGUGCGUGGGUGCCCACGGGCACACUCCUGGCAAAACCCCGUCCACCCGUCGAGGUCAGCAUCUUGGAAAUGAAAUUCCAGUUCGUCCUUGUUUCCUGGCUGGGGAGCUGCGAGCGCCGUGUCUCGUGUCCCUUCCCUCAGCCUGCGGCCAAGUGUCAUCAGGUUCACAUUUACAAGUGCAGAAACCGGCCCUGAGGUAGUAAGUCACUCGUGUGGCUAAAAUCACAGAAAAUCGGCGGAGAAACCGUGGAAACUGGGCCGAAGAUCUGCCUGCCUGUGGAUAAGAGGAAUACGAUUUGGUUUAUUUUUAGGACUGUCAAGUCUGAAGACUCGGAAGUGUGUUCUAGAUGUUACCUUUCCGAAGAUGGCCUCAUUUUUUAUUGUGCUGCUUUAAAAGUAAAAGGUGCAUCCGAAGGAAGUGAUUACUUUUUUUUUUUUUUAAGACUGAUUUUAAAGGGUUUUAUUUUUAUUUUUUGGAGUUUAUUUUUGUUUUUUUUUAAGUAGUUUCUACACCCAGUGGGGGGCUCGAACUCCCCGACAGGACAUCAGGAGUCACAUGCUCUUCGGACUAGACCAGCCAGGUGUUGCUUUAAGACAAAUUUUUAAAAACUGCCCCAGAAAACCACGUGAUUUCCUCAUUAUUAUUUACAAAAAAGGGGAACAAGAUAAAUUAACAUGUUAAUUAUGGAUGUUUAUUUUUUUAAUAGCUCAGCAGAGAACGCACUGGAUCUUGUCUCAAAUCCAAUUUUUUCUUUACUUUCUUAAAAAAAAAAGCUUUUCUGAUGUUUCACUUUUCAGAAAUACUUUUCUAUUUAUAAUAAAUCCAGAGGAAGAAACAGUUCUGUCCAAAGGCUGGAUGUCAUUCAUUCUGUUGACAUAUGUUGAAUGCCUGUGGACGGUGUUCUCCUUAGAGCUAGUCGUAGCAGAAUAUCACAGAAAAAUCAAGGAGGCUUUUGAAGUGUUUGACCACGAGGCAAAUAAUACAGUGGAUGUGAGAGAGAUCGGAACAAUCAUCAGGUCACUAGGCUGCUGCCCGAGUGAAGGAGAGCUCCAUGACCUGAUUGCAGAGGUAGAGGAAGAAGAACCCACCGGAUACAUUCGAUAUGAGAAAUUUCUUCCAGUGAUGACCGAAGUACUGCUGGAAAGAAGAUACAGACCAAUUCCAGAAGAUACCCUUCUUCGAGCAUUUGAGGUGUUAGAUUCAUCUAAACGUGGAUUUCUGACUAGGGAAGAACUGAUCAAGUAUAUGACUGAAGAAGGUGAGCCUUUUUCUCAGGAAGAAAUGGAAGAAAUGCUGUCUGCUGCCGUUGACCCAGAAUCGAAUUCCAUUCAUUACAAGGACUACAUAGCCAUGAUGGUGGUGGACGAGAGCUAGGCACCCUGGAGACUCAUCGAAGGAUGGCUGUAGAGGUGGCCUGUCCUCGUUAAUUUCACAUCUUAUAAUUAAUGCCCAGUGACGACUACUUUGCAAUACUUUAGAUUGUAAAGAUGAACACAAACUUACUUGGUAUGUCUAGCCUUAUGGAAUGACCAAUGGCUAAUUAUUUUAAAGCUUAUUCUUAAAAACAUUUUAACAUUA
Messenger RNA from Neogale vison (American mink), 1611 nucleotides. It is a transcript of the gene EFCAB2, whose product is annotated as EF-hand calcium binding domain 2. Gene Ontology annotation, molecular function: calcium ion binding. The transcript has 7 exons. Bases 721 to 1407 code for a protein of 228 amino acids. The record is from RefSeq and is a predicted model, not a curated record. NCBI's taxonomy places the organism in Eukaryota, Metazoa, Chordata, Mammalia, Carnivora, Mustelidae.